AUUUUCCUAUAAAAAAGAGGGUGAAAAGCUUUGGUUUGGGUCUUGGUUUCCGGAAAAAGCGGAGACGGCGUUGCUUACGUACAGCUUGGAUCUUGUCGCGAACCAAACAAAAGCCAUGGAGAAGAUUGGGAAGAGAUUUCAAGGCAAGGUCGCGAUUGUCACGGCCUCCACCCAGGGCAUAGGCUUCAGCAUCGCCGAGCGUCUCGGCUUGGAAGGUGCCUCUGUUGUCAUCUCAUCUCGCAGACAGAAAAAUGUAGAUGAGGCAGUGGAGAAGCUUAAAGCAAGAGGAAUUGAAGUGUUUGGAGUGGUUUGUCAUGUGUCUGUUGCUCAACAAAGAAAGAAUCUUGUAGAAAAGACUGUUCAG
Camellia sinensis is the source of this 364-nucleotide messenger RNA. The record is from RefSeq and is a predicted model, not a curated record. NCBI's taxonomy places the organism in Eukaryota, Viridiplantae, Streptophyta, Magnoliopsida, Ericales, Theaceae.